Amphimedon queenslandica is the source of this 1838-nucleotide messenger RNA. RefSeq lists its product as uncharacterized. The transcript has 13 exons. The record is from RefSeq and is a predicted model, not a curated record. Lineage: Eukaryota; Metazoa; Porifera; Demospongiae; Haplosclerida; Niphatidae. Bases 61 to 1695 code for a protein of 544 amino acids.
UGACUGGGUGCUGACUGGUUUUUGGGUGACCUGCCCUUUUGUUGGUGGCUAGCUAUAACUAUGAGCUCUUAUGAUACGCCAUUAAUAACCCAUUCAUACGAGGAAUCUACUAGUACAAGGAUGGACUUAGAUCAUAGUGGUCCCAGCACAGGUUAUGUUGCUCUUCCCUCGUCUGAUAAUUCUGCUAAUAGAGGAGGAAGCAGGAGAACAUUGAAUAGCACUUAUUUAUCUGGUAGGCAAUCACAGCAGCAAAAUGUGCAACACCUUUCUCUCUAUUCACAUGAUGAUAAUGGUGAUACUGCAGUUGAGGUAUUGGAUAUACCCAGCAGAACAUCUACUAAUGAUGAUGAAACUACUGGAGGAAUCAUUGAAGGACGUUUAACAGCAAGUUUCACUGACUCGACUGGAGGAUACGACAAUUUGGCUGGUGUUGGAACUUUUGGCUGGGACGAGCCUUCUACAACAAUAGCACUUGAUCUUUGCAAGAAAUAUGUUCUUAAUCCUUAUCAUAUUCUUCUCAAAUUGAUUGGCUGGAGGUCCUUUCGGUCACGUUUUGAUCCUGCACCUUUGUACAAGAGGAUUUGCAAUGUUGUAUAUCCUAUUUUUAUUUUUAGCAUGCUGAUAUUUGCCUGUAUAGCACAGAUCACUACAUGUUUCUCAAGAUCACAGUCUCAAGCACCUGUGAAGAAAGGGAAUUAUUCUGUCUUGAUGUGUGAUGAUCAUAUUGUUACUCAAGAUUUAAUAAGUUAUCUGUUAAUCUUGAGUUCUUAUAUCGUUGGAUUUGUAAUUUUUCGUUUUUCUGAGACAGAAAACCUCUCUUCCUUGUCUGAAACUGUAUUCUUAAGUUAUAAUUACACAAGUGUCAAUAAAUCUAGAAAGAGACCUGUGUUUGUUUUACUUGGUUUUCUUGUUUCUGGAGUACUGUGGUUCUUUCUUUCAUUUGGAGUUAGUAUAUUACGUAUAUUUGCUCUAAAGUUGGACAAAUCAAACACACUUAUACACUGGUUUACCAACAGUACAUACCAACUCACAAUUGACCAACAUGUCUAUGAUGGAUUGCACUACUCACUUGUUUCUUUUGCAAUGCUGGGAUUUGUAUUCUUUGAUCUUUUAUACAUUGCAGUGGUUAUCAAUUAUGCUUCACAGUGUCAGAUGCUUUCUUUUUACAUUGAUAACAUAGUUGACAAAGUACAAAACAAACACUAUAAGAAUUUAAAUACUGCAACAAAAGAGGUCUAUCAUGUGUACGAGUUUUUGAAAGUGUUAAAUGGAAAACUGGCUUUUAUAACCACUGCAGUUAUAUUUGUGUUCGUGGUGAAUGUCAUUAGUUCUUAUAAAGAUCUCAGUGGAAAUGAUCCUCAUUAUGCAACUGGAAUUGCACUUGGUUUUCUUAAUGUAUUUCAAUGGAUUUUAGCAGUUGUGUUCCCUGUAGCAAUGGCCACUCUUCUCACUGCUAAAGGUAGAAGUAUUCGUACUCUUGGUCUUCAAGUUGCCUGUAGACCAUUUGUCUUCUCUGACACACCUGAUUUAGAAUUAGAGAUGUUUUUGAAUUACACUAAUUCUACGAGAUAUGCUGCAAAAAUAGCACUUGUUCCUAUGUAUCCUGCUUUUGUAAUUGGUGGCUCUUUUAUCUUAUUCUUGCUUGUCACUUUGGGCAUCUUUGUGCCACGGGUCAAUUCUGUAUCAUGGUUUUAAAGAGUGGAAACUUUGUAUUAUAAUAAUAUUAUUUUUAUGAACACAUUGUGCAUGCGUAAUAGCUAGAUUUAUGCUGGCUGAAUUAAUGUUGAAUUUUUGUUGCAAUUAAUUUUAUUGUUUUGUCAAAAUUGUAUUAAACCAUA